UAAACAACUCUUUCGAUAGGGUUUUCCGGGUGUUAUCCGGUUAAAUUCUGCUGGAUAUGUGAAUUAUUUCAGUGUUUGCUGUUUAAGUAUGGAUGACACCGAGCGCCGUAUCCUCAGGAAACACCAUAACAUCUUAAUGGAAACAUUGGAUACAAAGUUUAUGAUUCCAUUUCUGUUUGAAAAAGAAAUAGUUUACGAGGAGGACUACCUUGAUGAUGAGCAAUGUCGGCCAGAACGUGUCAAGAAAAUGCUCUUGUUUCUGAAGGACAACUGUUCAUUUGAACAGUUUAUAGAAUGUCUGAGGCACGAAGAAAGCUAUUCCUUUUUAGCUGAUGUUUUAGAGAAAGCACUUUCACACGCCAGUGAACAAAAUGAUGUUGUCCAUCAACAGAGAAAGAUUAACCUUUUCACGGAAAGAAGGAGAGAGGUGGGAGAGUUCCGCCAUAAAAUGAAACGGUGUUCACUUGAAAAGGAUUUUGUAACUUUUCAGAAAUACUAUCAAAAGGCAAUCAAUGACUGGGACCAUAUAAAACACAACAGGACCAAGUACAAUGACCAGCAGCGACACAGAGCAGCAGACUUCUGUCACGCGGCUUAUGAUGCUGAAAUCGAGCGACGGCGGGUGUUUUAUGAAAAGAUAAAGUUAGAAGGUGACAUAUUGGACAAAGUACAGCUAAUGUCUGCUCACACAUCAUGUCCUAUAGCCCCGGAUGUUGUGUUCUUAACGCGGUUCUCAUCAGCUCUGGUGAUGGCGGGCGGAAGUCUAGAAGACGCCCUCACUUACAUAGAAGACGCAGAACAGACAAUGGGGCUCCUUCCAGCAUGUAGAGAAACGGGCCUAGUUCUCUACAGCAAGUUUAACUUCCUGUUGCUGAGACAUGAACGAGACGGGUCGAGGAUUGAUAAAGACGAACUUUCAAAACUUGGAAAUAUGGUAAUUUCACAUUUCAGCACAGAAUCAGACACAAUCAGCAAUGACUUCAGGAGAAUUUUACUGCUGAAGAAAGCACACACUUGCUUAGACAUGGGAGUGUUUCUGAAUGUCAUUGGUGAUUACGAGGUCAGAGAUGUUCACAUACAGGAGGCUGAGCAACUUUUGGCUGAAUUAUAGCGGCCAGAAUUACGGAAGAGGAUGGAACUACGGGCAAAAAUGGUUUAUACUGCUACUAUGUCCAGGCUGGAACAACUGAAGGGACCCGGAAAAUCUAUCAGAGCAAUUAAGCUUGCAAAAAAAGCUUUACGACUUGCUAAACAUGGAAAUUUCCCCAAAGAACAGCGUGCUAUUUAUUAUAAUUUAAGCAUGCUUCUCCGAAGAUAAGGCUUUCCUACCGGAACAUCAUCUCACAAUACUCCGAGGAUAAGACAUUCCUACUGGAACAUCAUCUCACAAUACUCCGAGGAUAAGACCUUCCUACUGGAACAUCAUCUCACAAUACUCCGAGGAUAAGACCUUCCUAUCGAACAUCAUCUCACAAUGCUCCGAGGAUAACACCUUCGGGAACAUCAUCUCACAAUACUCCGAGGAUAAGACCUUCCUACCGAACAUCAUCUCACAAUGCUCCGAGGAUAAGACCUUCCUACUGGAACAUCAUCUCACAAUACUCCGAGGAUAAGACAUUCCUACCGGAACAUCAUCUCACAAUACUCCGAGGAUAAGACCUUCCUACUGGAACAUCAUCUCACAAUACUCCGAGGAUAAGACCUUCCUACUGGAACAUCAUCUCACAAUACUCCGAGGAUAAGACCUUCCUACUGGAACAUCAUCUCACAAUACUCCGAGGAUAAUACCUUCCUACUGGAACAUCAUCUCACAAUACUCCGAGGAUAAGACCUUCCUACUGGAACAUCAUCUCACAAUUCUCCAAGGAUAAGACCUUCCUACCGAACAUCAUCUCACAAUACUCCGAGGAUAAGACUUUCCUACCGGAACAUCAUCUCACAAUACUCCGAGGAUAAGAUUUCCUACCGGAACAUCAUCUCACAAUACUCCGAGGAUAAGACCUUCCUACUGGAACAUCAUCUCACAAUACUCCGAGGAUAAGAUUUCCUACCGGAACAUCAUCUUACAAUACUCCGAGGAUAAGACAUUCCUACUGGAACAUCAUCUCACAAUACUCCGAGGAUAAGACCUUCCUACCGAACAUCAUCUCACAAUACUCCGAGGAUAAGACAUUCCUACCGAACAUCAUCUCACAAUACUCCGAGGAUAAGAUUUCCUACUGGAACAUCAUCUCACAAUACUCCGAGGAUAAGACAUUCCUACUGGAACAUCAUCUCACAAUACUCCGAGGAUAAGAACUACGAGAACAUCAUCUCACAAUACUCCGAGGGUAAGACAUUUUUACCGGAACAUUAUCUCACAAUACUCCGGGCAUAAGACCUUCCUACUGGAACAUCAUCUCACAAUACUCCGAGGAUAAGAUUUCCUACCGGAACAUCAUCUCACAAUGCUCCGAGGAUAAGACCUUCCUACUGGAACAUCAUCUCACAAUACUCCGAGGAUAAGACAUUCCUACUGGAACAUCAUCUCACAAUACUCCGAGGAUAAGACCUUCCUACUGGAACAUCAUCUCACAAUGCUCCGAGGAUAAUACCUUCCUACGGGAACAUCAUCUCACAAUACUCCGAGGAUAAGACCUUUGGGAACAUCAUCUCACAAUACUCCGAGGAUAAGACCUUCGGGAACAUCAUCUCACAAUACUCCGAUGAUAAGACCUUCCUACUGGAUAUCAUCUCACAAUACUCCGAGGAUAAGACAUUCCUACCGGAACAUCAUCACACAAUACUCCGAGGAUAAGACCUUCCUACUGGAACAUCAUCUCACAAUACUCCGAGGAUAAGACCUUCCUACCGAACAUCAUCUCACAAUACUCCGAGGAUAAUACCUUCCUACCGGAACAUCAUCUCACAAUGCUCCGAGGAUAAGACCUUCCGACUGGAAUACCAUCUCACAAUACUCCGAGGAUAAGUAAUUAGACAAGGGAGAUUAACACACAGAGUAAUGACAAAACUACGCGGGUAUUUUGUAUUAAUUCAUCCCGUUAUCACUUUGAAGAAUGACAUAUAAACAAGAGAACAAUCAUUGGCUGACAAAUAAAAUUUGUUAUGGAGGUAAUAAAAGUAACUUCAAAUUGAUUGAUACAUUAUACCAUUACAAUGUAGUAUUCGGGAUAUGAUAGAUUAUGCAUUGAUGAAUGUUUAUGAUACCUCUAAGUUGUAAGAUUCCGAUAAUACAUUGUGUGUAGCUCCA
Pecten maximus is the source of this 3250-nucleotide messenger RNA. RefSeq lists its product as uncharacterized. The transcript is spliced from 2 exons. The coding region runs from base 89 to 1111 and encodes 340 amino acids. NCBI's taxonomy places the organism in Eukaryota, Metazoa, Mollusca, Bivalvia, Pectinida, Pectinidae. The record is from RefSeq and is a predicted model, not a curated record.